CUCCCGGACAGGUGCGCUCGUCCGUCGCUCGCCCCGGAGCCACCAUAGCCCUCUCGCGCGAGCUGUACUCGCCGGAGAUUUGGGGGGCGAUUUUCAAUUACGAGUUCUUCCGAUUUCACUUUGGAUGCUGGUGCGGCCUCUGUGAGCGGCGAGGACAAAGCUAGGCUGUUGCGUUGGGCACCCUUGGUUUAGCUUAGCAGUGGGAGUGAAGUUGGGGGAAAGGUUAGCUAGGGUUUGCAGCAGCGGGGAACUUGAGACGAACGGCGCCUAUGGUGAUUGGGACCAAGAAUCCUAGUUCUUUGGAUUCUAAAAUACGAAUCCUAGUUCUUUCCUUUCUCGCCCUUGGAGUGGUUCUAGGCAAUGGUGACUCCUCUAGCGAGCUUGGCGCCUCGAUUGGGGGAACGAAGUUCCUUUUGGUGUUGUCCAAUUUGGUGCUCCAUGAUUUGCCGGAAUGAGGACAAUGGACAAAUUUGUGCGAAUUUACAGCGGUGGGGAGCUGGUGAAGGGUCCAAAUGGGGUGGAAUUCGGGGACCUCUCCGAGCAGGGUAUAUGGUUCAAGGCAGCACCCACAUACAGUGAGCUGAUUGACGCCGUGUACAAGAAGCUUGGGCUGGAACCGGCGACACACAAUGUCCGCGCACAGGGGAGGACGAAUGUUGGCGGCGGUGCUCAUCGGCACUUCAUCAUGGUGCCUAUCGACGACGAUAUGUCCUGGAGUAACUAUGUCAAAGCAGUUUUCAAUGGCACCGACUGGAAUUGCCUGGAGGUUUAUGUUCAGGCAGAGAAGCAUCUAUCUCCAGAGCCGGUUUCCCCGGAGCCUGCAUUGCUGGACAGUGAACCACUGGAUGCGCAGCAUCAGAAUACCCCACCGCGAGAUCCAGAACAGGGUGCUUCUCUUUUUGCUCCUUCGAUGGUGACCGUCAAUGCACCAACCGUUCAUUCUCAACAUGCUCGACUACGAAGAAUAAGGAGCACCAGGGCCCGUGCUGGCAUUCGUGGGCGGUUUGCAGGUGAAGAGGUUCAGUCUGGUCAGAACCAGUGUGGAGCUUCAGGGACAGUUGAUACAACUAGCUCUCUUUUAAUUGGGCUGUAUGACGAGGUUCAUCGUGGCCGUGCUUUAGCAUCAGGCCAGCAUCUAAGUGAGCUCAAUCCUCGUAACCGUGAGCCUCUUCGGUUUGACAAGCGGUACGAACGUUACCUUAGGCCAGCUGGGUUGAUGGGGUUGGCGAAUAUUUGCAGGGCUGGACUGCCCUCCAUUGAUCGUGCACUCGUCUCUGCACUAGUUGAUCGGUGGAGACCUGAGACACACACUUUUCACAUGCCUUGUGGUGAGAUUACAAUCACACUACAGGAUGUUGCGAUGAUUCUUGGGCUACCUAUCUCUGGCCAUGCUGUCAUUGUAAACAAAACAGAGUCCUACAUUGAAUUGUACCAGCGUUACCUUGGGAAGGCACCUCCUUCAGAUAAGUCCCGUCCUGGGUUGAGGGUUGCAUGGGUCAGAGCUGAGUUUAAUAAGUGCCCUGAAGAUGCCGACGAGGAGACCAUAAAGCAGCAUGCAAGGGCAUACAUCCUUAGCCUGGUUGGUGGUCUAUUGUUUCCUGAUGCCUCUGGUGAUAGGUACACUGUCUAUCCCUUUCCGCUGAUAGCUGAUCUUGAGAACAUUGGUUCAUACAGUUGGGGUUCUGCCACUCUGGCAUAUCUCUACAGGGCAAUGUGUGAUGCUUGCAGGAGGCAAUCAGAUCAAAGUAAUCUGACUGGUUGCCUUCUGCUCCUUCAGUUCUGGUCAUGGGAGCGCUUCCCAAUCGGCAGGCCAGAUAUGCUAAAGCCGAAAUUCCCAAACGUCGAUGAGCUAGAGGAUGACAGGGAUAGACCCACGGUUGGUCUCAGAUGGGUUGUGGGGGCGUGCACGUAUCGGUCAGCUCCAGCACGUUGCUAUGAGCACUUUACAAAUGAGUUCGACCUAUUAACAGAUGACCAGGUUGUUUGGAGCCCAUAUAGGGAGGACCGCGUGAAGACACUACAUCUUGCACCUAUAUGUACCCAGGAUUCUCAUUUGUGGCUAACUCAAGCACCUCUAGUUUUUUUCUUCAUGGUGGAAGUUUACACACCGGAGAGAGUGAUGCGUCAAUUUGGUCUCCAUCAGGAAUGCCCGCCACCAUUUCGGGACACCAGCGUGGAACUCCAUUGGUGUUGUCGUGGAAAGGUCCGUAGUGAUUGGGCAGAUAAGCAUAAGUCUUUUGUGGAUAUGUGGGAAGUAAAGGAGCAGCAUGUUAUCAUGGAAGAACAACCAUACGAUCAUGCCAACUACAUGGAUUAUUUGCGGUGGUACAGACGGUCGACACGUAUCCGCCUCUGCACACCGAGAAUAAGUAAUGGCCACCAGGAUGGGGCAUCCGUGCGAACUGCAACAGCUGAUGAUGAAGAUUCUUUGCGUGCUUCAAAGCUUCGGUACACCCCCAGAGCUCAUCUGAUCCACUCAGUGACUGACAAACUCACUAUUCUGGCGAAGGAGGCAGCUUCACAAAAGGGGUGCUCCAGAGGCGAAUGUAGCGCUUUCAUUGAGCGAGUCACUAGAACGUGUGUAGAACUUGUUGGGGAACUUGGCGGGUCAUCACUUUGCGACAUUGCUGCGGCGGUUCCAGAUUCAACAACUAUUGCAGCUGAACAGGGGUCUGAGGGCCAGAGGGACACAGAGGAUGAGUUAAAUAACUCCAUGGUGCCUGAUCAGGAGAAUGAGUCGGGCCCUGUUUGUGAGAAGCGGACUCGAUUCCAGGUUGAUCAUACACAAGUGGACAGCAGGGUCCAUUCAAGGUCACCAAGCAAGAGGAGGAGGGGCGGACCAGCUCCAAGAUGAAACCUACUUGGGCUUGUGUGUUUCAGUCAUAUAAGGUCGUGGUCUGAAGAAAGGGUGUGAUGGUUAGCGACUCCAGAAGUUCAUGCCUCUGACAAGUUUAACAUUGGCUGCUAUAGAAGCGAUGGAGAUCGCAAAUCUGCAGUCAGAGGAGUAUGGUUCUCGUUUUCUAUUUUUUCUUGUAGGCAGUCGUAGCAUGGAUCCCGUGUUUAUAUGUCCAUGGUCUACAAUGAACUCCUCCGUUGGCACAGCCAUAUAGUGAACUAUUGCUCAUUCAUCCCAUUUGUGGGACUGAAACUUGAAGUGAACUCAUUCUAUCCGACUGGUGGUUACUCCCAGGCUUUACUGUCCCUGAUGCGCCCGGGAGCGCAUGUUGCAGAGAUUGACAGAGCAAUCGUCUCAGACGACAUAUGAGGUUUCCUCGGCACACCUUCAAGGAGUUUCCUCCACAUCUGAUUCUCCAGCAAAUGUGAUGUAUGAUCAGCUUUGCUUCGACCGGGGAAAAACAGAUAGGUUGUACAGUUUUGCUAGAGCUCAUUUAAAUGAGAUAUAAUUUGGUCUUAUUCAUCUUUUAUAGCCAUUGAAUGUGAUGCUAUAAGAUGCGUGUGUACUGAUGUGGAUUGUAUCUGUUAUUGUUUUUAAGGUAAAUGAGACCAAAGUAUAUCUCAUCUAAAUGAGUUCUAGGCACUCCCUAGGUUGUAACCGGUUCCGGACUGGUCCGAUGUUCCCCGCUUUUCUGGCUUCUUCAUCAUUGGCGGCGAUGACUGCUUCAGGGGAUGAGGCUUUAAUGUUGGUCCAUGGAACCAUUUGGUGUACUGAAUUGGGCAUGCUGACCUAUGCAUCUCCUUGGCCAUAGUUGCAAUUUGCAAAACCAAUACUGAUCUGCUGCUCAAA
This is a messenger RNA of Triticum urartu, 3745 nucleotides long. RefSeq names its product serine/threonine-protein phosphatase 7 long form homolog. The record is from RefSeq and is a predicted model, not a curated record. Lineage: Eukaryota; Viridiplantae; Streptophyta; Magnoliopsida; Poales; Poaceae. Gene Ontology annotation, biological process: meristem maintenance; meristem development.